GUUAGAAGAAGAAAGAAGCAUUAGAGAUGUAAAAGUUACGGUGCUCAGCAGCAUUUAAAGGAAGCUUUCCCCUUCGUAAUUUUUUUCCUUCUCAUAUCACUCAUCUUCACCCAUUAUUACCUACAACAGAAUUUUUAUCAGCUCAAUUUUAUCAUCCUUUAUCAAAAUACUCAAUAUGGCUACUCUUCAAGGCUUGUCGAGGGUUAGACUUGUUCCUAACAAGAACUACAAGAGAUCUGGCAUUAAAUCCUAUGUUUACCUUCUCAACAAAUGGGGUUUCGAGCCCACUCUACCUGGUCCAUACUUUCAGAUGAACAAGGCUACCGAGAGGGAAGCUACCUACCACAAGUUUGGACACAAAUCCCACCACCAUAAACGUCACUUGGCAAAAAAGACUCCUAAUGGAGAAAAUGGGGAAGUUCCAGCUCAAGAUCAACAGAACGAUUCAGAGUAUCUCUGCCCUGUGCAGAUAGGUACACCAGCACAAACUUUGAUGCUUGAUUUUGAUACUGGAUCGUCCGAUCUAUGGGUAAGUACACGAAAGUUUUGUUCUUACGGCCGGAGCUAACGUGGUGGAAUAGGUCUGGUCCACAGAGCUUCCAAAAUCCACAACUUCCAAGGCAACUGGGCACACAAUUUUCGACCCAACCAAAUCAUCCACCUUCAAAGCUUCCAAAUCAUCCAAAUGGCAAAUUUCGUAUGGUGAUUCCUCAUCUGCUUCCGGUACUGUUGGAACGGAUACUGUAACUAUCGGUGGACUUGCGAUCAAGAACCAGGGAGUUGAGCUUGCGACCAAGUUGUCUGCUCAAUUCGAAGAGGGUGCAGGUGAUGGAUUGCUCGGUCUCGCCUGGGGCAGCAUCAAUACUGUCACACCUGAACCGGUUGCUACACCCGUCAUGAACAUGAUUACCCAAAAAGACAUUCCAUCUGACGCGGAACUUUUCACCGUCAAUCUCAGUAGCUGGCGCGAUGCCGAAGAUCCCGACAAGGGAGAGAGUUUCUACACAUUCGGCUACAUCGACAAAGAUGUCGUUGGCAGCCAAGAGAUCUCCUACACCCCCGUUGACAAUUCUCAAGGAUUCUGGAUGUUUGAUUCUACAUCUGCUACCGUAAAUGGCAAGACCAUCACACAGAGUAGUAACCAAGCUAUUGCUGAUACCGGAACUACUCUUGCUCUCGUUUCCGACGAAACUUGCCAGGCUAUCUACAAUGCUAUUCCAGGCUCUACUUACGAUUCAACACAACAAGGCUACACAUUCCCAAGCAACACCAGCGCCGACGAUCUCCCCGUCGUCACAUUCGCUGUCGGCGGCAAACAAUUUGCUGUUCAAAAAGAAGAUUUGGGAUUUGCCGAUGCGGGUAAUGGUAUGGUUUACGGCGGCAUCCAAUCUCGGGGUUCGAUGACCUUUGAUAUUCUCGGUGAUACUUUCCUCAAAGGAAUCUAUGCUGUAAGUCCUCCCUCCCGUUCAUGUUAUAUUAACCACUAACAUUUUCCCCAGAUCUUCGACCAAGGUAACGUCCGAUUUGGAGCCGUUCAAAGAAACGAAGCUACACAGAAUACAUCUGCUCCGCCUUCUUAGAUGAUGUUAUCUCAUGACACGGAGUAUGGUUUUGUAACGGGUUGGGUUGGAGGAAUUGUUGGGCUAUGGUUGGGUUGGGAAGGAAUGUCUGGAUUAUGGGUUGCAGAGGCAUAUGUUUUUGAGUGCGUGGGUUUCGUUGGAAUUGGUGGUAACUCUUUUU
Sclerotinia trifoliorum is the source of this 1740-nucleotide messenger RNA. The record is from the annotation of a GenBank genome assembly. NCBI's taxonomy places the organism in Eukaryota, Fungi, Ascomycota, Leotiomycetes, Helotiales, Sclerotiniaceae.